GCCCUGGAGAGUGAAUUUGUUUCCUGCCAGCUUCACCAAUGGAUUGAUCUUAUUUUUGGCUAUAAGCAACAAGGACCGGAGGCAGUGCGAGCCCUCAAUGUGUUUUAUUACCUAACCUAUGAAGGAGCUGUCAGCCUGAACUCAAUAACUGACCCUGUAUUGAGAGAGGCUGUGGAAGCUCAGAUCCGAAGCUUUGGACAGACGCCUUCACAACUGCUCAUAGAGCCCCACCCUCCCCGGGGUUCGGCCAUGCAGGCGUAUCUCCUCCUGCAGAGUCCAUUGAUGUUCACAGACCAGGCCCAGCAAGAUGUCAUCAUGGUCCUAAAGUUCCCUUCAAACUCUCCAGUCACCCACGUUGCGGCCAACACCCAGCCAGGCCUGGCAAUGCCUGCUGUCAUCACUGUCACUGCUAACAGGCUCUUUGCUGUGAACAAGUGGCACAGCCUUCCUGCUCACCAAGGUGCUGUACAAGACCAGCCAUACCAGCUGCCAGUGGAAAUCGAUCCUCUCAUAGCCUGCGGCACAGGGACGCACAGGAGGCAGGUAACUGACCUCCUGGACCAGAGCAUCCAAGUGCAUUCCCAAUGCUUCGUCAUCACUUCUGACAACCGCUACAUUCUCGUCUGUGGCUUCUGGGAUAAGAGUUUCCGGGUCUAUUCCACAGAUACAGGAAAAUUGAUCCAAGUGGUGUUUGGCCAUUGGGAUGUUGUCACUUGCCUAGCUCGCUCUGAGUCGUACAUAGGGGGAAAUUGCUACGUUCUCUCAGGGUCACGUGAUGCAACUCUUCUUCUGUGGUACUGGAAUGGAAAAAGCAGUGGGAUUGGAGAUAACCCUGGCAGUGAAACUACCACUCCUCGGGCCAUUCUCACAGGCCACGACUAUGAGAUCACCUGUGCUGCAGUCUGCGCCGAGCUGGGCCUAGUGUUAAGUGGUUCCCAAGAAGGGCCAUGUCUCAUACAUUCCAUGAAUGGAGACUUGUUAAGGACUUUGGAGGGUCCUGAAAAUUGCCUGAAACCAAAACUCAUCCAAGCAUCGAGAGAGGGUCACUGUGUCAUCUUCUAUGAAAAUGGCUGCUUCUGCACCUUCAGUGUGAACGGGAAGCUGCAGGCCACCGUGGAGACUGAUGAUCAUAUAAGGGCCAUACAGCUGAGCCGAGAUGGCCAGUACCUGCUCACAGGAGGAGACAACGGGGUGGUGAUAGUGCGCCAGGUGUCGGACCUCAAGCAGCUCUUUGCCUACCCGGGCUGUGAUGCUGGGAUCCGGGCCAUGGCCCUUUCUUUCGACCAGAGGUGCAUCAUUUCUGGCAUGGCUUCGGGAAGCAUUGUUCUGUUUUACAACGACUUUAACCGCUGGCAUCAUGAGUACCAAACCCGCUACUGAUGGUGACAAAUGCACUGUGGUCCUGUUUCAGGCCAAGCAAGGAGGGACUUUGAACAUCAUUCUAUAGAAAUAGCUAUCACAUCUGAAUGUAACUUAAAUUUGCUUGAACAAGCAAAAUAUUUUUUAAAGUUAAUUGCUAUUUUUGUAGACUUUGCUUGACAUUUGGGGGUGGGGAACAGCAAAGCAGAAAACUGGCUGCUGGUUUCUGUAGUUUAAAAAAAAUCUAUAUUUUUAGUCAUAAUGAAAAGUCUAUUUUCACCAAUUAUGGAUACAGACAGUGGAGCCAAUAAUCCCACUAAUUCUUGCUAUGUGUGAAAAAACAUUUCCCACUUAUCUGUAAUCUUGAGAAAUAUGAUUUUAGAAAUAGGGAAAUGGGUUCAAAUACUGGGACGGGGGAAUUUAUUCUGUACUGGGUCCUGUAUUUUUCUAGACAAUUGUGCUCCUUCAGUGCUGACAUUUCUAGGGUUUUAAUAGUAACGUUUAAAUUAUGACAUGUAAUUUAAAACAUCUCAGUGAAUUAUUUCUAUAUUCUUCUUUGAGCAUGUGUUAGACCUGGAAAUUAUAGUUAGAGGAGGCUACUUUAUGUUACUGUGUGUUAAACAACAAAGAUCUAAGUAUAGCAAUCAUAAAUACUCACUGCUUUUCCUGAUCUGUCGUCCUCAUGGCAAAGGGUGAAAUGAUGGAAACGCUCUUGGGCUCACAAUCUUUGUAAGUACCAAAGCCUGCCCAAGGUCACUAGUGCCCUACUAAGAGGCAGAGCCAGGUGGGGCUACUCCCCAUGACGCUAGCCCACAGUCCUGGCUCGAGAUCAGAGGUGACCAAGUACCGUGUAAGCAGCACCCACCUUACCCCUAUUUGUUAUGAAACUCUCUCUGCCUUCUUUUUGACUAGUAAUUUGUACCAAGAAACAAUGUUAUUUUGGUGUCAUAUAAUUCUACUUUUUCUAGUAGAUUGCUGUAUGGAAUUCUGUGAAAAUAUUUGAGCAAAGGUCUGUAUUACAUAAAUAAACUCUUUGUAUGUUGUGAACUUGA
Messenger RNA from Grammomys surdaster, 2411 nucleotides. Its product is annotated as lipopolysaccharide-responsive and beige-like anchor protein. Gene Ontology annotation, molecular function: protein kinase binding. Gene Ontology annotation, cellular component: membrane; cytosol. The transcript has 10 exons. The annotation marks the transcript as partial. The record is from RefSeq and is a predicted model, not a curated record. Lineage: Eukaryota; Metazoa; Chordata; Mammalia; Rodentia; Muridae. Gene Ontology annotation, biological process: intracellular protein localization.